This is a messenger RNA of Panicum hallii, 2409 nucleotides long. RefSeq names its product exocyst complex component EXO84A-like. Lineage: Eukaryota; Viridiplantae; Streptophyta; Magnoliopsida; Poales; Poaceae. The record is from RefSeq and is a predicted model, not a curated record. Gene Ontology annotation, biological process: exocytosis; Golgi to plasma membrane transport; intracellular protein localization. The coding region runs from base 1 to 2409 and encodes 802 amino acids. Gene Ontology annotation, cellular component: exocyst. The transcript is spliced from 3 exons.
AUGGCGUCUCUGAGGAGGCACCGCCGCGGCGGAAUCGCAGAGGCGGAGGACGACUACGACGACGACGAUGUCCAUGACGAUGGCAGCGGGACGGCAUCACCUGACAUUGACGACACCGCCACGGAGCAGGAGGAGGAGGAGGAAGACGAAGAGGAGGAGGACUACCGGCUGCACCUGGGACUCCACUCCAUGACUGCAAAGGGCAUACAACACCUGUGCUCUGAGCUCCUGGAGAUCAAGAAGGCCUCGGAGCAAGACUUCCGCGCUAAUGUCUAUCUCAGCUACCUCUCCUUCAUUAGGAUGUUGCAAGAAGCUGGUGAUCUGGACAAGGACGUCCACCGCCUGAAACAUCAGGUCAUAGCACACAGUCGGAUGAUCCAGCAUGUCAGCAGCAACUGCUGCUUGCUGCUUGCUGGUUCCAAGGACGAGGACGAGGCCGACAUGGGGCACGACGACGAGGAGCUGGAGCUGGAGCUGGAACUGGACGUGCUUCUGUCCGAGCACCGGAUGGAAGAGGCCCUGGAGCUCCUGCAGAGGCAGCAGGGCGGCUGCACCGCCAAUGACGCCGCCCUGUCCGCCAGGAAGGCAAGGGUCGCCGACCGCUUGGCUUCCGUGGCCGGCAACCCGCGGACGCCACGGCCGGAGCUACUCAAGGCGCUCUCCGGCCUGUGCAGGCUCGGCGAUCCGGAGCGGGCCAACCACCUGCUCUUCAGCUCGUACCGUAGUGCGAGCGUGGAGGGCCUAUCGUCACAGCAAGCAGCGGCAGGUCACUACAUCAAGGACCUCGCGCGCAUGGUCUUCUCCUCCAUUGCCGACGCGUCGAGGUGCUUCGUGGCGCUGCACGGGCACCCGUCCCCCUACACCCCUCAGCUCCGACGAUGGGCGAGGGAGGAGAUGGAGGAUUUCAGCGCCGCCUUCUCCGAGUACGUGAGAUCCAUGCCGCCUUCUCCGAGCCUGGCUCUGGCACUGGAGGCCGCGGCGUGCGCGGUGUCCUACUCUUCCCUGCUGAGGCCUCUCGGCAUCGCCUCCGAGCAAGAUGUGGCUGGCCUCAUGGCGCCCUGCAUCCGGGAGGUCCUGGACGCGUAUGGCAGGCAUCUCAAGGAGGUGGUCCGGCUGCUGGUGGCCUCUGACGCCAGCUGGGUGCUGGGCCGGUUCCUCCUGAUGCCGGCGCAGGCUGCUGCUGCUGCAGGUGAGCAUCGCUACUGCCUGCUGACAGCCAGCGGAAGGAAAUUCGUGACCCUCGUACAGGAGGUCGUGGACGGCGUAGCCUGCCCGUUGCAAAGUCUUGGUCUUGGCAUGGACGACGACGCCGCGCAACUUGUUGCAGACUUGUUCAGGGAGUACGUGCGCUCCAUCAUAGACCUAUUAGAGGAGGAGCUCAUCAUCCCAUCAUUCCCAAACAAGAAGGAAGCUGCUGACGACGACGAGCAGCAGUACAUGUGGCAGCUCUCCGUGCUGGUCAACUGCUCCACGUUGGUGUCCCUGCUCCCGACCAUGGCGUGGACAGCGUCAGCACAGAGACAAGUGGGCAGCCUGAUCAAAGAAGCGGCCGGGCAGGUGUGGAGCUGCUUCUGCCAGCAAUUCAUACGAGGCACCAUGGCAAUGGCGGCAUUGCCAGCGCCGCCUCAUCAGGUGGCGGAGGAGGGAGGAACACCACCAGCAGCAGCACCACCAGAGAUGAUGCCAUCUUUGGCUUUCCAGGCGGUGUUCCUUCGGGUGAGGCGGCUCAAGGAUGCGUACGGCGGUGGCAUCCUGAGCGGCGACGACGGGACCAUGAAGGAGCUGCUGCAGGAGCUGAUGGAGGCGCUUAUCUCCUGGCUCUCGAGCAACCCGCCGGAGUCGUGGAUCGGCCAUGGCGCCCAGGCCCAGCUGGACGUCCACUUCCUCCUAGAAAUUGCGCAGCUUGGCGGUUUCGACAUCACGGCCAGUGCACGGGAGCUGCUUCGGAGAGCAGCAGCAGCAGCAGAGAAUGGUGGGGAGGAGGGCUGGGCUGCCGAUGCGGCAAAACAUGCCGUGCAUCAAGUGCUGCUGCUGCAGCAGCAGCAGCAGAACAUGACGACCUCAUCGGCUUCCCUAAAUGAAGAAGAAGAAGGAGGAGAAGAGGCAGCAGUAGCAGAGGAUGCUACGGAGGAAUUCGAGUCCGAAUUCGACGACAUGCCAAGCAGCAGGGAUUCAGCAGCCGCGCACCAAGGGUAUGAGGAUGCCAAGUCCAGCGACGAGUUCGUAAGCAUCGAGGAAGCCGAUGAAGAGAAGCACAGUAUGCUUAUGCUUACUGUGGGCUGCGACGACAGCGACAGCAGGAGGCGGCGGCAGGCAACUCCUGUUCCUGUCACGGCGGCAGCUCCUCCCAGAGCGCGCCGGAGCAGGAAGAAGGCGGCGGCGGGGAGCAGCAGGCCCAGAUGGCAGUGA